AUGGCUCUCAAGCGCAAGCGCUCCGCCUCUGAAGUCGUCGCCCUCUUCCCCUCGCCUGCUCGCUCCGAAUCCAGCAUCGAGUCCUUCGAGUCACCAAUCUCUCCAAGUUUCAUCUAUCCUCGCGCACAUGCGACGCCCUCGCACCUCUCGAGUCGCACAAUGAAGCGUUUCCGCGACAACAGGCCAUCAGAGGACCAGAUCCAUCAACGUACCCUGAACAUGCUUUACUCUGCGCAGCAACACAAGCAGCAUCCGGCCGACACAGACCACGAGACAAAUCAGUCCGAACCCUCACCCGCCCCUGCCGCUCGCAACACCCAAAAAUCCCUUCACAGCUUCUGGAAUAUCAAGUCAGCUGAGCCCAGUUCUUCGGCCUCGGUGCCGUCUGUAGACCAGGCCGUGCUGUAUUCAACCAGCUGCGACGACUGUGGCGCUGGUCUCGGCGCCUCGCAUGGCGCUGCGGAUGAGAUGGACAUCGACGACGGCUACAACUACAGCUAUGCGGUCUGUCACUCUUGUGGCGCGUGCGGCAGGCACAUUUGCUCACAUUGCUCUGUUACAAACCUUGGCGAGCAGCGGCGGUGCUUGCGGUGUGUUGGGAGCACAGCUGGGGCAGCGCGAAACGGCUCUGGAUGGCCGUCGUCGUCUGUGUCUAUCUUCUAG
Messenger RNA from Colletotrichum phormii, 663 nucleotides. RefSeq lists its product as uncharacterized. Lineage: Eukaryota; Fungi; Ascomycota; Sordariomycetes; Glomerellales; Glomerellaceae. The transcript has 2 exons. The coding region runs from base 1 to 663 and encodes 220 amino acids. The record is from RefSeq and is a predicted model, not a curated record.